UUUAUUACACUUUGUUUUGGAUAAAUGCUUAUCACAGACUACUUAGAGAACUACGUUAUGCUUAUUAAAAAAAAUCAAAACAAAUUACAAAACUGAAAAUCUGCAAACAACAUUAAGUUCUCACAACUGUAAUCUAUUUAUGUCUACAUUAAAUUCUUAUGAACGAAAUUUCUUAAAUGUGCAUAUCGGCAAGAUAGGUAUAAUUAAAUAAUUGAUCUGAAAUCGCAUAUAGAAUACGAUAUGGCUACUUGGAAAUUAUGUCGAGCAUGUCUGAUUACAAAGGAAUCAUUCACUUAUAAUUUAUAUGAGAAUGUGUCUCCUGAUAUUUAUAAUUUCUGCACUUCAGUUGAGAUCCGAGAAAAUGAAGACUUGCCGAAAGGUCUAUGUAAUUCAUGUUAUGAACUUCUUGGCAAGUACACAGAAUUCAAACAGACCUGUAUCCAGUCUCAAAGUACAUUACUAAAUUUAGAUCUCAAGAGUAAUUUAAAAAAAGAAAAUAGAACAUUUCAAGAACAAAUAUUUAUAAAUGAAUGUGAUAAAACAAAUAAACAACCUGAAAUUGUCACAGUAAAGGAAGAGGGCUUCUCUGAUUAUAAUGAUGCCAAUGAUUUUUUAGAGACAACUGAUUUUUCAAUAGAUGAUACAGCUAAUGAAAUUAAACUGAAGAAAAGAGAAGUAAAGAAAUUAGUUAAGAUAAAAAAGAAAAACAAGGUGAAAAAACAUUUCAACUUUACAUGUGAGAUGUGCAACAAGAAAUUUAUCUAUUUAGAAAGAUUUGAAGCACACAAACUGGCACAUGAAGGAAAAAUAGUACCAAUUCAUUGCUUACCUUGCAAUAAAACAUUUAUGACGUGGAGUGGAUUGAAAAGGCAUAAUGAAAACGAACACACUCUUGUCAAUCUCGAGUCUUUAAAAUGUAUCACUUGUGGGAAGAUAUUCAAGAAUCGGGAGUCUUUGAAGAUGCACAGGAAGACACACGGGGAGAGGAAAAUGUAUGUUUGCGAUGUAUGCGGCAAAGGAUUUACAACAAAGUUUAUUUUGAGGACGCAUUUAGAAACUCAUAAAGAGAAUAGAGAGAGACAGUACACGUGUGAGCACUGUGGCAAAAAGUUCUACACCAACACAAUACUACUAUCGCACGUGUCUAGACGCCAUACCGGCCGCAGGUUUAUUUGCCAAAUAUGUAACUACCCUUUCACGGACAAAUGCAAUUUGGCCAAACAUUUGCUCAUACACGAUGGAAAGAAAUUGUACAAAUGUGACAUUUGCCUCAAAUCUUACGGUACUCAGUCUUCGUUAAUAGAACACAAGCGGAUACACUCAGGAGAGCGUCCAUUCCUUUGCAGUUAUUGCCCAAAGGGUUUCCUAUCGAAGAGAAGGCUGAACGACCAUCACAGGACCCACACUGGGGAAAGACCACAUAAAUGCACUGUCUGCGAUUUGGGAUUCACACAGAGAGGCACUUUGAAAAGGCAUAUGAAAGUGCAUGACAGAGUUAUGCCUGUGAUUAAUUAA
This is a messenger RNA of Galleria mellonella (greater wax moth), 1515 nucleotides long. RefSeq names its product zinc finger protein 624-like. The coding region runs from base 241 to 1515 and encodes 424 amino acids. The record is from RefSeq and is a predicted model, not a curated record. Gene Ontology annotation, cellular component: nucleus. Gene Ontology annotation, biological process: regulation of transcription by RNA polymerase II. Gene Ontology annotation, molecular function: DNA-binding transcription factor activity, RNA polymerase II-specific; zinc ion binding; RNA polymerase II cis-regulatory region sequence-specific DNA binding. Lineage: Eukaryota; Metazoa; Arthropoda; Insecta; Lepidoptera; Pyralidae. The transcript has 6 exons.